Messenger RNA from Aureobasidium pullulans EXF-150, 2916 nucleotides. RefSeq lists its product as uncharacterized. Gene Ontology annotation, molecular function: protein binding. The record is from RefSeq and is a predicted model, not a curated record. Bases 1 to 2916 code for a protein of 971 amino acids. Lineage: Eukaryota; Fungi; Ascomycota; Dothideomycetes; Dothideales; Saccotheciaceae. The transcript has a single exon.
AUGGCUGCCCCGCUACCAAAGAAGGCCCUCGCUGGCCACUGCUCUGUCAUUGACAACAACACUCUAUAUGUCCUGUCGCCGGACUCAUUCCAGGCCCUGCCGCUCGUGGAGAAUGCUACAUGGACUUCGAUGGAUAUGGGAAAAGCAGUGACUGGCCCGACAUGUCUUCGCGCAGUACCGAAUGGAGAUGAUUCACAAGCCGCACUAUACGUGGUAGGCGGCACAUCAGACGACUCAUCAUACGGAGGACUACAACGUUAUAUUUUCUCAAACAAGUCUUGGGAGACUCUCGAUCUGCCGACCGAGGAUAUGAAGGGACGUACGAAUCACGGCGCCGCAUACUUGAACGACUCUUCUUCCAUUCUUGUCUAUGCCGGUUCGCGAACUGACGAUCAAUUGUCAUCGCAAACUUUCGUCAUCUCGACCGAGAAGCCCUUCAAUAUCGAAUCAUUCACAUCCGAGGCGCCUGCCGUUUCUAACCCUAUUUUAUUGCCAUGGGACGAUAGUUCCGCUGUCAUGUUGGGAGGUUCUAAGAGUAACACUGGUAUCUGGGCUUUCAGCAAGAGUAGCAGUUGGACCAGGCUGGAAACUAACCUCACAUCAGCAUUGCCAGACGGUGCAAAGGGCGCCUUGGUCACUGGUGACGACGGCAGUAAAGUCUUGACGGUUUAUGAUGCCACUGCUUCUCCUAACGACGUUACUCAGCUUGUCUUACUGGAUGCUGACGGUCAGCCUGCUAGCAAUGGUCAGACUGUUGGUGAUUUCACAAGCCAACCAUCCUCAAGGAAACGCAAGCGUGACUUGACACUGGACAGCUGGCCUACGUACAACAGUAGCUCAGCCCCUUCAGUAAAGCGAUCGGACUACUCUGUUGCACAGAACGACCAAGGUACUCUUGCCGUUAUUAGUGGCGGCAACGACGACACUCCUGUCAAUGUUUUCAACCAGACUAGCAACUCAUGGGUCAGCAAUGAAGUGCUAUUUGGAGAUAGCCAAAUUCCUUUGACGACAACUUCUGCAUCAACUUCAUCCGCACUUCCUACAUCUACCUCAGCACAAGCCUCCGCCACAUCAUCCGCCGCCGCAAAACCGAAAAACAGCGGUGAUGGUGGAGCCCACACUCGCAAGGUCUUGGGAAUCACUUUGGGUCUUCUGUUCGGUCUUGCUGCAGUACUCAUCAUUGCCCUCCUUCUCGUUAGACGUCGCAAGCAACAGCAAAAGAAGACCAAGUUCAACGAUGACAAGGCUGAUAGAAUGAGCUUCCAAGACAGGGGUGCUUCUUUCAUGAAAGAGGCAGGUGGCGGUGGCGGAGUGAGCGAGGCUCCUCCGCAAUUGCCCAAACCCACCAUUGGUUCAUACGAUCCUCGCAGCUCUUUUGCUAUCCUUGCUGGUAAACUUGGAGCUGAUCGUUUCAGUCAGCGUUUCAGCAAAUACGGUGCGUCUGAAAAGACACCCGUUAAUAGCAGCACCAACCCGUACGCCGAUCUGCAACCUCCCAAGACGGCAUACGGUCACCAAGCCAACGAUUCUUCAAGCUCCUUGGCCAUCAUCUCUGGCAAGUAUGGUAAGAACCACAACAGAAACAAUGGUGAGAAGGGAAGUUUCGAGAGUACUACCAAGCUUGUGCGAUCACCCACCAGCCCGCAGAGCUUUGAUGAUCACAUGGAGAUGGAGUCUAUGAACAGUCAGACACCUCGCCUGCAGUCGGCUCGUGGGCCUGCACCUCCUAUGCCAACCUUGAGAGCCGUUCCCAACCAGAAUAAGGAAGAUGACAUGCAGACAAAACGCAGCUCAGGCUGGUCAAGAUACUUUGCCAACCAGAGCGACGGUGGUGCUUACGACCCCGCUGCACAACACUCACCCAACCUCACUGCAUCACCUGACCUCAGUGUUUCGGACUACACACCAUCACGUGGCCCUUCACAACUCGUACGCAACCCUUCAGCUAUGGUGGCACCGCUCGAUGUGGAGCCUAAGGGGCACUUGCAUCCUGCUGAUGCACACCAGCACCGCCUGUCGGUCGUUGGUAUGGGCAGACCCAGCUUUAGUCACAGUGUCGAGGAUUUCUCCGCUAGAGGCCAGAGCUUCGAUAUGGUUGAAGGUCAGCGUGCUGACUUCCACACUGGUCAAAGUUUGGAAAGCCAAGGCUACCUCGGCGAUGCUCGCGAGUCGUUUGCUUCGUCCAGACGUCACUCUUCGAGCAGCGUAGCAUCAUCACAAUUCUUCUCGCAUCAUGAUGAAUGGACUCCCGUCAACGGUGACGCAACAAUCGCAACCGCCCACGCAACCAACACAGCGCAAGGCGUCAACAGAAAAGCACCAAACUCACCCGCAGUAAAGGAAGUCCACAUCCCACCGUCGCCUGCCGUUUCAGCAUCUGCUUUCCCUCGCCCUCCAUCCAGCGCCUACACUUCAGAUCCAGACCGUGAUAGCCGCAUGACUGGGUUCGAGGCUCCCAACGCUCUCGGCCGCGCCCUCAGCCCACCUGCCGCCGUCGCUAUCCCUGGCCCCGCUGCUCGCGGUAACAGUGGUGGUGGUUUCUUCCCUGGCAGCGGCACACGCGCCAUGCACGAUCGCCCUGCCCCUAACCCAGGUCUCGCCGGCUCCGCCCGCAAGAUCGGCGCUCUCCACCCGGGUACCCUCGCCGCUCUCCGCUUCACCCCCGAGCGCGCGGCACCCCAGCCUCCUGUCGCUCAAUCCGGCCUCGGCAUCCACAAUCCCGACGAGAACAGAGAUUCCAGCGCCACCAUCUGGCCCUCUGCCACCGGCGCCAUGACGCAAAGGGAUCGCGAAGAGGCGUUUAGACAACGACUCGAGGCCGAGAGGAUGGAGAAGGAAAGAUUGGAUAGGCAAGGAGCUGGUGCUAGAAAGACACAGGCCAGUGAUAUCAGUUGGGUGGACAUUGGACAGAACUAG